AUGGCAGCGCCCGGGGCAGCGGCCUGCUGGCUAUUGGUGGUGGGCAUGGUAGUAGCAUUUGUGCCAUUGGUGGAAGCAUCGGCAACGAUUCAUUUGCCCGAGUUGGACGAGCGGCCCAUUCUGUUUGUGGACGACUUGCAGAACCUUGUUCACUACGUGGGAGAUGAUGCGAUUGAGUAUUUGAUGAAUAUGCUUCCGUCCAUUGACACGGGUCUGGAUCACCAUGGCAAGUACACGGGUAAUGCAGGCAAUGGCGGUGUGGAUGCCGGCGAGCUGGCCAUUCGUCUCGUGCGCGUUGAGCUUGAUCGCCAGUUGAUGGAUAGCUUUUAUCGGCGCGCUGAUGCAGACCUGAAUCAGGAUGACCUGGUUACCUUUGAAGAGCUGAUCGAGUCCAACUCCACCUUCGGCUUGGACGUGCCGGUCGUAGCUUCUCGCUUCAAUGCCGCCGAUGAGAACAAGGAUGGCUGGCUGAGUUUGAAUGAGGUUGCCAACUUCUUUUACCCCCAGUCACACCCAAUCAUGUUCCGUGCACUCGCGAGCACGAAUGAAGGCAUGCUGCACGGGGCUCAAGUUGAAAACCACACACAGGAUGAAAACACACACAAUCUUUAUACCCCACAAGAUCAAUGUCGCUUUGAUCGGCCGUCGGACCACAACUCCAAACUGGACAAGGGCGAAGUGCGCUUGCGUAAGAUUCAGGAGCAUUUUCCUGGCUACGCAAGCUUUCCCUUUGAUCUGGCACACUUGAGCCAGCGCCUCGAUGGCGCAAUGGAUGAGGACGGUUAUCUCUCUCUGUCAGAGCUUAUGCACUGGUUCGACGGCGAGUACGAUGCGCGCAUUGCCCAGCAUGUCGCCAAGAUUUUUGCACAGGUGGACACGGACCAGGACGGCGAGCUGUCCCCGACGGAGAUUCGUGAGCAUCAUGCUGUUCUCAUUGGCGAUGCUGAAGCUCGUAAAUACGGCGUGUUCAAGCAAGGUCAAGUGGAUCUGAGCGAGCAGGAGGCGGAAGAGAUUUUCAAGUAUGAGGCUCCGGAUCCCGAAGACGCCGAGCCCGUUCUUACCGAGGGCCAACGUCAGGUCGAGGAGCUUGUCGCAAAAAAGAUGAUUCCGCGCGACAUGGGGGACCAGCUGCUGCGUGGCGAGCUUCCCAAGGACAUUGUCCACGCCCUGCAAGCCGGCACUUACAGUGAGGAAAUGCUCGAGCUGCUCGAAUUACUGGAAAUCGAUGUAUCCCACCUCCUGACGGACGACGAGGCACCCAUGCCUGGACAACAUGCGGAGUUGUAA
Monosiga brevicollis MX1 is the source of this 1287-nucleotide messenger RNA. RefSeq lists its product as uncharacterized. Gene Ontology annotation, cellular component: endoplasmic reticulum. Bases 1 to 1287 code for a protein of 428 amino acids. Gene Ontology annotation, molecular function: calcium ion binding. The transcript is spliced from 10 exons. NCBI's taxonomy places the organism in Eukaryota, Choanoflagellata, Craspedida, Salpingoecidae. The record is from RefSeq and is a predicted model, not a curated record.